This is a messenger RNA of Strongylocentrotus purpuratus (purple sea urchin), 936 nucleotides long. RefSeq names its product haloacid dehalogenase-like hydrolase domain-containing protein 3. The record is from RefSeq and is a predicted model, not a curated record. Lineage: Eukaryota; Metazoa; Echinodermata; Echinoidea; Camarodonta; Strongylocentrotidae. Bases 191 to 916 code for a protein of 241 amino acids. The transcript has 2 exons.
GUAACAACAACAGUUCGUAAUCAUCCACAUGCAUGAGCAGACGUAGCUUUGUAUAGUAGACUACAUGUACUGUACACUACUCAGGAGUAGACAUCAUAUCAUUCAUAGAAUUACUCGACAGUAAUUACCCGGCCGUAGGAUCUCACACUUUCAUGCUGCCUUAAUUUGGCAGCUUGAGACAACGUCCAUCAUGUUGAGAUACAGACUUCUGACCUUUGAUGUGAACAACACCCUGAUGAGGGUGAGGAACUCUGUCGGAGACCAGUACAGGAAGGUGGCCAAGCAGUUCGGAGUCAACAUUAAGGUCUACGACGUUGAUCGAGAAUUCAGGAUCGCUUACAAAGACCAGCUCUGCCGGCAUCCCAACUUUGGAGUCACCACCAGCCAGACGACGGAGCAGUGGUGGGGUGAGGUCGUCCAUCGUACCUUUCACGCUGCAGGAUGCGAUUGUGACAAGGAAACCCUUGAUAAGGUGUCCUCUAAACUCUUCAACGACUUCAAAACAAGCCAAACAUGGGAAACAUAUGCUGAAGUCAAGGAGAUGUUGAUUUUUUUAAACCGCAAUGGAAUCGCACUUGGAGUGCUAUCGAACAACGACGAACGGUUAAUGAGUGUGAUGAAAGCAGUGGAUAUUGCUGAGCAUUUUGCGUUCAUUCUUCCAUCAGCCUUGGCAAAGUGUGAAAAACCUGAUGCAGAAUUUUUUAAUAUGGCUUUAGAAAGACUGAAUAUUGAACCUGGGCUCUGUGCUCACAUAGGAGAUAAUGUUAAAUUAGACUAUCAUGCAGCAAGAGCCGUCGGAAUGGAUGCAUACCUCGUCGAUCGGGAAGGUACGCUCAUAGAGAAGCACCCAGAAGUCAACCCUGUACAUGUCCUAUCUGAUAUAUCUGAUCUUGAACCUCUGAUCUUCAUGCAAUAAUAACCUAAGCUUGUUCUUGA